UACAAAUUCGGCGUGUUGUAUGUGAAAGCCGGACAAACGAAAGAGGAAGAAUGGUUUGGGAAUGACCAUUCCGACACCUUUGACCGGUUUCUCAAUAUCAUCGGCGAAAAGACCCUACUGCAAGGCUAUACAGGCUGGGCCGGCGGCCUUGAUGUGAAGAGUGGCGAUUCCGGAGAAUACACCUACACGGCAACGUGGAAAGAGAAUGAAUUAACCUACCAUGUGGCGACCUUGAUCCCAUCGAAAACAGGUGAUGUUCAGCAAAUUCAAAGGAAACGACAUAUCGGCAAUGAUAUUGUGUGCAUCGUUUUUGUGGAAGGAAAACAGCCAUUCAAUCCGCAAGCCAUUCGAUCGCAGUUUCUUCACGUAUUCAUCGUUGUCCAAGAAGAUAUCAUUGAGAAUCGCACCGCCUGGAGAGUUGAGGUGGUUGCAACCAAAGAAGUGCCUAUCUUUGGGCCGCCGUUACCGGAACCUGCCAUUUUUUUCGAUGCGGUUGAACUGAGAUCGUUCUUGCUUGCAAAAUGUGAUUAUGAGUCCUACUAUCUUUUUUUUUCUCCCUUCACUCAGAGACUGAUUUGGAUGAUUUUUUGCUCGGUAGUGGUAAAUGCAGAAUAUGCGGCUUUAAAAUCGCCCAAGUUUGCUCAACCAAUGUCGAGAGCACGUGAAGGCAUUCUUGCGAGUAUUGUACAGCGAGCAUGGAAGACUGAUCAAACGACAGCGCGCGAUAUCAGCUGGCCUACCGACCUUUUAUCGCCCAUGCCUUCCAGAUCCAAUCUUUAUAGAGACGCGGGGACGCCUGGCCACGGUACCCUCAGCGAAGGGAAGGAAAAAACAAGAUAUCUUGAAGGUAUGGCUUCAUCAUGA
Radiomyces spectabilis is the source of this 864-nucleotide messenger RNA. RefSeq lists its product as uncharacterized. Gene Ontology annotation, biological process: regulation of small GTPase mediated signal transduction; activation of GTPase activity. Gene Ontology annotation, molecular function: GTPase activator activity. NCBI's taxonomy places the organism in Eukaryota, Fungi, Mucoromycota, Mucoromycetes, Mucorales, Radiomycetaceae. Gene Ontology annotation, cellular component: cytoplasm. The transcript is spliced from 4 exons. The annotation marks the transcript as partial. The record is from RefSeq and is a predicted model, not a curated record.